Phalacrocorax carbo (great cormorant) is the source of this 1705-nucleotide messenger RNA. The record is from RefSeq and is a predicted model, not a curated record. NCBI's taxonomy places the organism in Eukaryota, Metazoa, Chordata, Aves, Suliformes, Phalacrocoracidae.
AGCGCCAACCCAGCAGGAUGCUGCAUGUGUCCUCCCGUGGGCAGGGGGGUCCCUCUGUGCCCCCUCCCACACCCCCUGCCCACCCUCUCGCUGCUGCAAUAAAACCCAUCUGCCCACAGCGCGCCUGUCUCUGCGGGGCCGGGGAGAGCGAGCCGGGAGCUGCCACCCCCAGGAGCUGGCAGAGGUUUGGGAUGGUGGUGGGGUCAGCAUGCACCACCUGUCCCCCCCGCUCACGCCUGGGAUGAUCCCAGGACAAAAGCGCGUGGCCCCCUGCCCACCACUGGCUCCACUGCCCCAGUGCGUGGGGUUAUUUAUGGCUCCCAGGGUAUGGAGGCGCAGCGGCCGCUCGGGGCCCUUCGUGGGCACUAUCCCUCCGGGCGCCCUGCCCAGGGAGCCGGGAGCUGCCGCUGGGGUCGGUCUCUGUCUCUGGAGUCCCUGGGUGCUGACCCCCUCAGCCCCCAAAACCCGUCCCUGGGUGGGAGCCGUGGGUCUCCACCGUGGGACGUCCCGAGCUGGCUUGUGGGGCUGGCAGGACCUUGUGGCCAGCGCGAGGAGGCUGCUAAUCCCCAGGCUGCGUAGGAAGUGCUGCCGCUCUCCCUGAGAAUUCCUCCCCGCCCCAAGGGAAUUUGCUCCUCCAGCUGCCAACAGCAUCUUCUGCCUUGCUGCCAAGCACCAGCGUGGCCAGAGCCGGGCUCGGGGCUCAGCAGGCUCCUGGGGGGCUCUUCCCUGGAUGCUGGGCUCAGCUCGCCCACUGCUCCCUGCUGAGCCAAACAAUUUGGGCCAGGGGCUGCUGCUAAGUCCCUGCUCUUAAAAUAGUGCCAGGCUGAGCUCACCGUUUUCCAUGCCGCCCCUGAGGAGGGGUAAAUGUCAGCCUGGGGGCCACCAAAACAUCCCAAGCUGCCAGCGGGGUGCAAACUGGGGGAGCUUCACCGCUGGUACCGCACGGACCCAGCUCAAUGCCCACCCAGCAUGUCCCGAGGGAGUGCAGGUGGGAGCGCAGUGUCCCCGCGACACCAGCCAGGGUGUCCCAUUGCACGGGGCGGGGGCAGGCAGCUGGGACAAUGUGGGACCCCCCACUCACAGACCUGCUGCUGCUUUUUAUAACCACCCCAGCUGUCCUUAGGAGCCCAAAUAAGGCUGCGGCUGCCCAGACCCCCCCAGGACAGACAAUGGGUCCCGAGCACAGACUUUUUGGGAAGGUGGGGAGGCGGUUCGGCCCAAGAAAGGCAAAGCCCCCGCACCAGUGGGCAGGGCAGAGUUGAUAAACCGGGCAGCGGGGCAGCAGGCAGCACUGCUGCCCUGCCUGCCCCUUGCCCUUCCUGCUGCCCGCCGCCCCACCGCCGGCACCCGUGUCCCACUGAGGAUGGAGGCCAUCAAGAAGAAGAUGCAGAUGCUGAAGCUGGACAAGGAGAAUGCCCUGGACCGGGCGGAGCAGGCGGAGGCCGAGCAGAAGCAGGCGGAAGAGCGGAGCAAGCAGCUGGAGGAUGAGCUCGCUGCCAUGCAGAAGAAGCUGAAGGGGACGGAGGACGAGCUGGACAAAUACUCUGAGGCCCUGAAAGAUGCCCAGGAGAAGCUGGAGCUGGCAGAGAAGAAGGCGGCGGACGUACGAAGCUCUGAGUCACGACUGCUGUCGGAGGAGCCGAGCUCCAGAGAAGGACGGAGCCCUCGUCUCCACAGGCAGGCGGAGACUGCGUGGGCAGCGUGA